UUGCUGUACUUCUACGCUAGCUUACAAGACAAACAAUCCCUUGUUUUUUAAGAUACGGCACCGCCUUUAGUUCUUCUCGACCAGAAAAGCGGGCGCCUUAUAGUCGUUACCGACAGCUCCCAUCGCUAUCUAAGCUCUUCCUCCCUGCCACGUCUUUGUGCAAUCAACCGGUGAAUAAUCCUAACAGCCUCCGUUUAUAUUCAGAUUAUAACUUCAAUUUUGGAGCGCUAUUGAACAGUGAAGUAAGUCCAGUGGCAGAUUUAUAAGACAGACAACCAACAUCUGUUUUGGUGAGAAUGUCCUUUCUGGGAGAGGCGAUACUAUCGACUGCAGUCAGCCUCCUAAUACACAAAUUAGCUUCUCCAGACUUGCUGAAACUGGCUCGCAAAGCACACGUUCAUAAGGAGUUGAAGAAAUGGGGUAAAAUACUGCACCAGAUUUAUGCAGUGCUUGAUGAUGCAGAGGAGAAGUUAAUAAACAAUCGCCUCCUCAAAUUUUGGCUUGAAGAGCUCCGAGAAUUAGCUUAUGAUGUGGAGGACAUCCUCGAUGUGUUUUCAACUGAGGUUUUACGCCAAAACCUACGAGAAAAGCAAGAGUCAAACUCAAGCAAGUUAUGGUCUGUUUUACACAACUGUUGUGCUGCUUUGAAUCCUAAGAAUCUGGCGUUCAAUUAUAACUGGGAAUCUAGAAUUAAGACAAUUACUGCUAGAUUGGAAGGAAUUGUCAAGCAAAAGGAUGAUCUUGAGCUGUGCGCCAAUAGCAGUCAAAGUAGGAGUGGUGGGUCAUUUAAAAGAUUGCCUAGUACUUCUUUGCUAGAUGAACAGCAUGUUUUUGGUAGGAAAGAGGACCAAGACAGGAUUGUGGAAUUGUUGUUGAGCAGGGAAGAUUGGGAUAAUGGGGUUUGUGUGAUUCCCAUUAUUGGAAUGGGGGGAAUAGGAAAAACUACUCUUGCGCAGCUUGUCUACAAUGAUGAGAGGGUGAUGAGCUUUUUUGAUUUGCGAGCAUGGGUCUAUGUUUCUGAAGAUUUUGAUGUUUCUAGAGUUACAAAAACAAUUCUUGAAGCAAUCACUUUGGAGAGUCUUGAUGCCAAGGAUUUCAAUUUGCUUCAAGUUAGACUGAGGGAUAGGUUGAUGGGGAAGAAAUUUCUGAUAGUGUUGGAUGAUGUUUGGAACGAGAACUAUGAAGCUUGGGCUCUACUUUGCCGUACUUUCAAAGUGAGAUGUCCUAGUAGUAAAAUUAUUGUCACAACUCGUAAUGAAGGUGUUGCUGAUAUUAUGCGUACAGUUCCAAGCCUCCAUUUGGAGGGGCUAUCCUUCAAUGAUUGUCUGUCUCUGUUUGCAAAUCAUGCCUUAGGAAGAAAGGACUUUGAUAGUCAUCCACAUCUGAAGGAGAUCGGUAAGGAAAUUGUUCAGAGGUGUAGAGGAUUGCCAUUGGCUGUAAAAACGCUUGGGGGCCUCUUGCGCACUAAACCUAAUCUUGAUGAAUGGGAAAAUAUAUUGAAUAGUAAGUUAUGGGAUUUACCGGAAGACAAAAGCGGCAUUAUUCCAGCCUUGAGGUUGAGCUACUAUCAUCUUCCCUCACAUUUGAAACAAAUAUUUGCUUUUUGCUCCAUCUUUCCAAAGGGUUAUGGUUUCUACCAGGAUGAACUAGUUUUGCUGUGGAUAUCUGAGGGUUUUUUUCCUCGGCCAGAAGAAAACAAGCAAGUAAAAGACUUGUAUUCUUGUUUUAAUGAAUUAUUAUCACGGUCAUUUUUUCAACGAUCAAGCAGCACAGAACCACAGUUUGUAAUGCAUGAUCUCAUUAGUGAUCUGGCUCAAUAUGCUGCUGGAGAAACAUGUGUUAGUUUAAAUGAUAAGCUGGAGGGUAACAAGCACUAUUCAGUCGCUGAAAAGACUCGCCAUGUAUCAUUCAAUCGUCAUACAUAUGAGAUUUGGAACAGGUUCAAAGACUUGGUUAAACAGAAGCAUUUACGUACUUUAAUUGCAUUGCCAACUCAUCCAUCAUCCUGGGCUGCUUGUUGCUAUUUAAGUGAUACUGUCUUAUAUGAAGCAAUUUCAAAAUUGAGAUGCUUAAGGGUACUAUCGCUUAGUGGUUAUUGUAUUAGUAGGUUACCAAAUUCAAUCAGUGGUUUGAAGCACUUACGAUACCUUAAUUUGUCUUGUAGUAAAAUCGAACAGUUACCUGAAUCUGUGACCACUCUCUUAAAUCUACAGAUCUUGAUAUUAUUUGGGUGCAGGGAGCUCUGUAGGUUGCCCCAAAACAUUGGAGAUCUAAUCAACCUUUGUCAUCUAGAUGUUACGGAUACUUUUAACUUGAAUGUGAUGCCACCGGGAAUAGGAAAUUUGAUUGGUCUUUGGAAAUUGUCUAAGUUCAUUGUUGGGAAAGACAAUGGUUGUGGGAUUAGAGAAUUGAAAGAGUUAAAUAAUCUUGAAGGGAGACUUUCCAUUCUAGACUUGCAUAAUGUGAUUGAUUUUUGUCAGGCUUUUGAUGCUAAUUUAAGGAAUAAGCACUAUCUUACUGAGUUAGAAUUGGAAUGGAGCAGAAGCGUUGGUGAUCUUCGAAAUAAAGAACAUGAAACGCAAGUUCUCAAGUUGCUGCAACCUCAUACAAGUCUUAAAGAGCUUAAAAUUUCCUUUUAUGGUGGUACAAAAUUCCCUUCUUGGAUAGGUGAUCCAUCAUUUGCUAAAAUAGUGCACCUAAAACUCUGUUGCUGUAGAAAUUGUACGUCAUUGCCACCCCUUGGUAGACUACCAUUACUUAGGAAUUUACAUGUAGAGGGCAUGGAUGCUGUGAAGACAGUGGGUCAUGAGUUUUAUGGGGAUGGCUCUCCUGCAAAACUUUUUCCAUCUUUGGAGACUUUGAAAUUUGAGAAUAUGAAGGAAUGGGAAAAGUGGUUGCCUUCUACUGGAGUUGACAAAGGAGCUGGAGAUAUAUUUCCUCGUCUCCAUAAGCUCUAUUUGUUAAAUUGUCCCAAGUUGGUUGGAAAAUUACACUGCUGCCUUCCUUCCCUUGUGAAGCUCACAAUAUGCAAAUGCCCAAUACUGGAAGAUUCACUAAUAAGCCUUCCGUCCCUUCAGGAGCUGCAUUUAGAAGAAUGCAGUAAGGUAGUAUUCAGGAACAUGGUUGACAGCACCUCCAUAACGUCAUUGAGGAUCCAGAACAUGUCAGAUCUCACAAAUAUGCAGGACUUGUUUAUAAGGUCUCUGACUCUGAGAGCACCUAAAGUUCUGGUGAUUUCAAAUUGCACGAAGUUAAUGAAUUUUGGCACUGAGGGAAUUGGAUUAGAAAAGGUUAUGGGUCUUGAACGGUUGGUAAUUGAGGACUGUCCCCAAUUUGUGUCAUUGGCAGAGAAAGAUCAGGCAAUGUGUCCUCGUCUUGAUAAUUUGGAAUUUCUAGGCUGCAAUAGUGAAGAGCGAUUGUCAAACAGUCUGGGCAGUGUCAUGCCCUUCAGGGAUUCACGUUGGGAAUCAUGCAUAAAAGAUGCGUCUGCCGCUCCACAAUCAAGACUUUGGUCCACACUCAGACAGCUUGUGCUUAGGAAUUGCCGUGCUCUAGAGUCUCUGCCCCGUGAUAUAAUGAUGUUUAGCUGCCAAAGUAACAAGUGUCUUCUGGAAGACUUGGAGAUCGAAGACUGUCCUUUGCUCGAAUACUUUCCAAGAGGCAGGCUACCUACUACAUUGAAAAUGCUAAAAAUUCGGUACUGUACGAAUCUAAAGUGUCUACCUGAGGGAUUGAUGCACAAUGAUAAUAGCCCUAAUGACUUGUCCCAUCUAGAGCAGUUGGAGAUCGUUGGCUGUCCAUCUCUAGCAUCUUUUCCAGCAGGCAAAUUAGGCAUUCAACUUAAGCAACUUAAGAUUUGGGAUUGCAUGCAAUUGGAGUCGCUUUCAGGAAGAAUGAUGCAUGAAAGUACCUCUCUUGAAUAUGUUAGUAUCUGCAAUUGUAAAUUUAUAACAAUCCUCCCUGAGAGUCCUCACAGCCUUAUAAAUCUCACUGAUUUAAAUAUAAGCAAUUGUUCUAGCCUAGUGUCCUUUCCAGAAACGACCUUGUUCCUUCCCAAUCUAAGAACAUUGAGUAUCUAUGAUUGUGUCAAUCUCAAGUCUUUACCUACUUGGAUGCGAGACAUCACAUCUCUUCAGGAGCUUACAAUUUCUGGCUGUCCAGGUGCUACGUCAUUUCUAAGAGGUGAUUUUCCCCCAAACUUAAUAUCCCUUGAGUUGUGGGAUUGUGAAAAUUUUGAUGGCCCUACAUCAGAGUGGAACUUGCACAGUUUAUCUCGACUUAGAGAUUUUAGCAUUUCUGGUGGAUGUUUAUCAAGUGCAGUUUGCUUUCCUGAUGACAAAUGUGUGCUCCCUCCCUCUCUCAUUUCUGUUUGGAUUGGUAGACUUCCAUGUCUAGAAUCCCUAUCCAUGCAGCUCCAAAGUCUUACCUCUCUAGAAGAGCUAGAGAUUGUUGCUUGUCCGAAACUUUGGUCCUUACCGAAGGAAGGCCUAACUGCCACACUUGGAAGAUUCAGUAUCAGGGACUGCCCACUUCUGAAGAAACGAUGCAAUAAGGAGAAAGGUGUACUAUGGCCUAUGAUAGCUCACAUCCCAUGCGUGGAGAUGGACGGUGAAGACGUGAUGAACUGAUAUCUACAGAUGAGGUUAUGUAUCCUGGCAAAGAAGCUGGUUCUUAUUUCACUUAGGGAUCUGGAUGGAGACAUGCUAAAUCCGGGGAUGAACUUCAGAAAGGAUCGUCCUCUGCCUGCACAAAACUAUAGAGGCCAUCAAGCCAUUCCUUGCAAUGAAACAGCUGUGCAUAUCUUCUCCUUGGAAAGCUUCCCCAUUCUGUCGAGUUUCAUUAGAAAAAUCCCAAUCUAGAUUUGCAGUAAUUGUUGUUUCUGGACCAUCUGCAUUCAUGGCGAUAAAUUCUGCAACUCUCAGAAUUGAGAAAGAAGCUGCAACUUAAUCUGUCAUUUCUCUUCUUGAAUCAACAUGCUUAAAGGUCAGUGGAAUGAACUAAUACAGAACUUUUAGCAGAAAACAUGUAUAUAUGACUUUUCCCUUUUCAUUUGCAUCAGUGAUGUUUAUAUUUCCACAAUUUUUUUUUUAUAAAAAAAAAAUUUCUUUUGAAUGUAAUAAUGAGGAAAUGAGAGAAAUACCUUUGUGCUGUA
Manihot esculenta (cassava) is the source of this 5152-nucleotide messenger RNA. Its product is annotated as putative disease resistance RPP13-like protein 1. Gene Ontology annotation, molecular function: ADP binding. The record is from RefSeq and is a predicted model, not a curated record. Lineage: Eukaryota; Viridiplantae; Streptophyta; Magnoliopsida; Malpighiales; Euphorbiaceae. Bases 297 to 4628 code for a protein of 1443 amino acids. Gene Ontology annotation, biological process: defense response to other organism. The transcript is spliced from 4 exons.